Salmo salar (Atlantic salmon) is the source of this 1939-nucleotide messenger RNA. RefSeq names its product Endoplasmic reticulum-Golgi intermediate compartment protein 2 (gene ergi2). NCBI's taxonomy places the organism in Eukaryota, Metazoa, Chordata, Actinopteri, Salmoniformes, Salmonidae. The record is from RefSeq and is marked provisional. Gene Ontology annotation, biological process: endoplasmic reticulum to Golgi vesicle-mediated transport; retrograde vesicle-mediated transport, Golgi to endoplasmic reticulum. Gene Ontology annotation, cellular component: COPII-coated ER to Golgi transport vesicle; membrane; endoplasmic reticulum.
CUAAACCAAGAAAUAGAACAAUGGAUUGAUACAAAAAUCGGAUUUCCCUCUAUGGCGAAAAUGAAUGGGCACCCAAGACAGUAACGACCGAAGUAUGACUAUUAUAAAAUACACAGCCGGGUUUGAUAGCUACCGGUAGCCAAGAUAGCUAGCUAACUACCAGCUUCCAGUCAGCUGGGCAACGUCAAUAGGCAAACAGAAUGUAAAAAGUGCCAGGUGGUGGCUCAGAAUAGUCUGCAUACCUGUGGUCAGAAACAGAUGGGAGUGUUUAAACUUGCCAUUCUUGUUUGCUAGCGAGGAAAUAUCGUUUUCAUAAAGUCCCUUCCAGCGGCCACUGCUAAAAGUAUUCGGAUAUGACAUUAUUUGUAUGAGAUUGCUAGGCUAUAUAACAAAGUCAACUUCUAUGUUAAAAUUAAAGAUUUAAUGCAUGAGGGAUCCAGUGGACGCUUGCCCCAAACAAGAUGAGGAGACUAGUGUCCCGGAAGAAGGCUCUCACCCUGGUGAAGGAGCUGGACGCUUUCCCCAAGGUUCCAGAGAGCUAUGUGGAAACCACAGCCACUGGUGGAACAGUGUCCCUGAUAGCCUUCACAGCCAUGGCUCUGCUGGCUUUCCUUGAGUUCUUUGUCUAUCGAGACACGUGGAUGCAGUAUGAGUAUGAAGUCGAUAAAGACUUCUCCAGUAAAUUAAGAAUAAACAUAGACAUCACAGUUGCCAUGAGGUGUCAAUUUGUAGGUGCAGAUGUCCUAGACUUGGCAGAGACCAUGGUAGCUUCAGAUGGCCUACAUUAUGAGCCAGUCACCUUUGACCUCUCUCCUCAGCAAAGGCUGUGGCACAGAACUCUGCUGAUGAUCCAGGACCGCCUUAGGGAGGAACACUCGCUGCAGGAUGUGAUCUUCAAGACAGUCCUGAAAGGAUCCCCCACUGCCCUGCCUCCCAGAGAGGACAGUCCCUCCCAGUCGCCUGCGGCCUGCAGGAUACACGGCCAUCUUUAUGUCAACAAGGUGGCUGGCAACUUCCACAUCACUGUGGGCAAGGCUAUCCCACAUCCUAGAGGCCACGCCCAUCUAGCGGCCCUCGUCAGCCACGAUACGUACAACUUCUCUCAUCGCAUCGACCACCUGUCGUUCGGAGAGGAGAUCCCAGGGAUCAUCAACCCUCUGGACGGGACAGAGAAAGUCUGCACUGACCAUAAUCAGAUGUUUCAGUACUUCAUCACCAUAGUGCCCACCAAACUGAACACCUACCAGAUCUCAGCAGACACAAACCAGUACUCUGUCACCGAAAGGGAGCGGGUGAUCAACCACGCGGUGGGCAGCCACGGAGUAUCUGGGAUCUUUAUGAAGUAUGACAUCAGCUCGUUGAUGGUGAAAGUCACAGAGCAGCACAUGCCCCUGUGGAGGUUCCUCGUCAGGCUUUGUGGCAUCAUCGGAGGCAUUUUCUCCACCACAGGUAUGAUCCAUGGAAUGGUGGGCUUCUUGGUGGACGUCGUCUGCUGUCGCUUCCAACUAGGAGUCUACAAACCCCGGGAGAUGGGCCUGCUGGACGACCAUGUAAAAAACGAAGCCCCUGUCCCACCCCUGGAAGCUACAGAAAACCACACCCACUGACAGGGAUCAUCAACUACAUCAGGGCUCUCCAACCCUGUUCCCUGAGAGCUAUCCUCCUGUAAGUUUUUGCUCCAACCCCAGUUAACUGACCUGGUUCAGCUUCUCAACAACAAAUUAUUAAGAAUCAGGUGCGCUGGGUUGGAGCAAAAACCUACAGUAAGGUUUUUUUUUCUUUCUUGAGCAGAUGGUCUGGGGGCGGGAACAUAAUUGCAAAUUGACCUGAAUAAUAAUAAUUUUAAACCUCGCUUACAUUUGUCUACGAUCACAUAUCUCUAUAAUGCGUGGGAAUACUUUGGGACCGAUUUUUCAAAAUUAAAAUGACUUGAAGCUGA